Molecule: messenger RNA, 1847 nt
Organism: Boleophthalmus pectinirostris (great blue-spotted mudskipper)
Lineage: Eukaryota; Metazoa; Chordata; Actinopteri; Gobiiformes; Gobiidae
Gene: pdgfrl
Product: platelet-derived growth factor receptor-like
Exons: 6
Coding region: 105-1205 (366 amino acids)
Source: RefSeq, a predicted model, not a curated record
CCAGUCCAGAGUUAUUUUCCCCCUUUUCUCUCCAUCUGACCCUGAACACAAUGGAGCAGCAGCAGACGCAGAUCUAACUCGGACAAAAACACUUCACUGAGUCUAUGAUGAAGACCUGUGUUAUUCUGUGUCUCGCGCUGGUUUUGGUGGAGCUCCAUACUGGAGUUUGCCAACAGCCCAGACGUAAGAAGGAUCAGGGGGACAGCCGCGUCCGACCUGGCAAAAGGGUCAAACCUCGUCCCCCCAAAACCAAAGAUCCUGGAGCCAGAGGCCAGUCCCUCCUCACACAGGUCCUGGAGAAGGGGCGCUUCCUUCGGCUGGGGAACGCCACUGUGCUCCCCCCAGGAAGAUCUGUGGAGCUCAGAUGCAAAGGAAGCAACAUCGGGUGGGGCUACCCAUCAUAUCUGGAUACAUACAAUGACUCCAGGCUCAGCAUAAAUCAGAUAGAUAAAUAUGGCCAGUUGAUCCUCACAGCGCCCUCUGCUGCCGAUACUGGGAUGUACAGCUGCUGGGUCAUUCUCUGUGAUGGAAAAGAGUGCUCCAAAGACACAGACCGGAGCUACUCCACAUAUGUCUACUUCACUGACAAAGACAGCCUCUUCGUGCCCUCUCCCAUCCACAUAGAGCUGGUGUAUCUGCGCCCGGACCGCCCCGCUGUGGUGCCCUGCAGAGUGACCGACCCCCAAACCCAAGUGACGCUGCACAGAGAGGUGCCCCCACAGGAGAUACCCACCAACGGCACGGGCGUGACCUUUGACCCCACCCAAGGGUUCGUCCUGGAGAGUCCCGGACCAGAGCUACAGGGAGUGUACUACUGCAAGGCCCAGAGCAGAGGGGCCCCACAGAUAUCAACCAAGUACCAGCUGCUCUAUGUGGAGGUUCCCAGUGGUGCUCCGUUUGUCAGCAUGGAAACAUCUCCGGAUUUCGUGUUGGAGGGCGACUCGGUGAAUGUGACCUGUACUGUCCUGGGAGAGCCCGAGGUCCCCAUACACUUUAAGUGGAUCUAUCCCAACCAGUCCUCCCGUUCAGCUCAGGUGCACUCGUCCUGGCGUUUGGUGAAGAGGGGGCUGGGUCACACCACUCGAGUCUCUCAGAGCGUUCUCAUCAUUAAAGAGAUGAACCGUAAAGACUCAGGGAGCUACAUCUGCAAAGCCCAGAACAAGUACGGAGAAACUGUAGUGGCCACCAAUGUCCAGUCUGGAUAAACUGUCCACGUACUCAUCCAAUAACACAAGCUCUUGAAGGUGCACUGUGGAACUUUUCUAAUAUAGGAUCCAUCACCCCGUUGUCUCCGUGGAGAUGUUCUGCCAUGUCAGAAAUGUUCCAGAGAAUGGUAUUAAACUUAUCAAUCUCCAUGAAAACAAGCAUAUUUAUAGGUCAGAUCAGUGGAAAGCCAGCCCACUCUGGUUUGCAGUUAUGAUUUUCAAUGUAUUUUUGAGCAAUUAAAACAAAUGUACUGCAGAAAAAGCAAGGUGGCGGAUCCGUUUACGAGAAAAAAUUCAUAGUGCACCUUUUAAUAGUAUAUUUUUUAUCUAUAUGAAAAUAAAAAUAUUGUAAUUUUAUUGAAGCAUCAAAGAUUUUCUACCAAAUACCUGCUAGUCAGUGAGGUAAACACAGAUAGUCCUGAUUCAAUCCUUGAGUGCGAUCUAAACCACAACUAAACCAAUGAUGCACCUCCCCCUAUUUGGGACAGCAAUAGCAUAUAAUAUUAUAAUAGUAAUAGUAGUGCUUGUAAAUACUUUUUGAACUGAUUUGCCUUCCAGAGAGUUUUAUAUGUAAUAAAAACCUUAGUAGAUUGUACCAUGUAUUUUGUCCUUGCCAAUAAUAAAUCUGGGUUCUGUGGUUUU